Molecule: messenger RNA, 2646 nt
Organism: Odocoileus virginianus texanus
Lineage: Eukaryota; Metazoa; Chordata; Mammalia; Artiodactyla; Cervidae
Gene: FBXO25
Product: F-box protein 25
Biological process (GO): protein ubiquitination
Cellular component (GO): nucleus; SCF ubiquitin ligase complex; cytoplasm
Molecular function (GO): protein binding
Source: RefSeq, a predicted model, not a curated record
GGCCAGACCCGUCCUCCCGGCGUCAGUCGUCUGCCCUCACUCGGCUCCGGCCCCUCUGCGGUUGCCUUCCUUGUUUUUCUUGAGCUGACGCCUCUGCAUUUUGCAUCCUUCUCUUCGCGGCGAACUAUGCCAUUUUUGGGCCAGGACUGGAGAUCUCCUGGAUGGAGUUGGAUCAAAACAGAAGACGGCUGGAAAAGAUGUGAUGCAUGGAGCCAGGAACUUGAGGGAGAGAACAGCCAGUGUGACAUUGGCCACGGCAUUAUCUUAAAUAGUGAAGAUGAAGAAAUAUUCAGUAAUGAAGAGCACGAAUAUGCAUCCAAAAAAAGGAAAAAGGACCAUUUUAGAAAUGACACAAAUACUCAGUGUUUUUAUCGUGAAAACUGGAUCUAUGUCCACAAAGAAAGCACAAGAGAAAGACACGGCUACUGUACUUUGGGAGAAGCUUUUAAUCGCUUAGACUUCUCAAGUGCGAUCCAGGACAUCCGAAGGUUCAAUUACGUGGUUAGGCUGUUGCAGCUGAUUGCAAAGUCCCAGCUGACCUCGCUGAGUGGUGUGGCCCAGAAGAACUACUUCAACAUUCUGGAUAAGAUCGUUCAGAAGGUUCUUGGUGACCACCAAAACCCUCGCCUGAUCAAGGAUCUUCUCCAAGACCUCAGCUCCACCCUGUGCAUUCUGAUCCGAGGAGUGGGGAAGUCCGUGCUGGUGGGAAACAUCAACAUCUGGAUUUGCCGAUUAGAGACUGUUCUCCGCUGGCAGCAGCAGCUGCAGAAUCUUCAGAUGACUGAGCAGGUGGACAGCGGCCUGACGCUCAGCGACCUCCCUGUGCACAUGCUCAGCAACAUCCUGCACAGGUUCUCGGACGGCUGGGACAUCGUCACCCUGGGCCAGGUGACCCCGACACUGUUCGCCCUCAGCGAGGACCGGCAGCUGUGGAAGAAGCUCUGCCAGUACCACUUUGGGGAGAAGCAGUUUUGUAGACACUUGAUCCUUUCAGAAAAAGGUCAUGUGGAGUGGAAGCUGAUGUACUUUGCGCUUCAGAAGCACUACCCCACCAAGGAGCAGUACGGAGACACCCUGCACUUCUGCCGGCACUGCAGCAUCCUCUUCUGGAAGGACUGCCGCCUUGCUUUAUUACUCGAGGACUCGGGCCACCCCUGCACGGCCGCCGACCCCGACAGCUGCUUCACGCCUGUGUCCCCGCAGCACUUCAUCGACCUUUUCAAGUACUGAGGGCCUGGCCGGGCCCCCCGUGACCUGGAGCCUGCGCUGGAGGACGUGGAAGGGCCUGUGGUUUCCACCGCUGAAACCAGGUCAGGGAGCCCCGGCAAAAUCAUUUCUGCUUCUCUCUUUAAAAAAUUCUAAGCACAUUAAAAUUUGGAACUUUGUGUAUUUGUAAAUAUGGUUCAAAAAGUGUUUUCAGCACUACAUCCUGUGCUGAAGUGACACUAACAACCAAGAAGACUAUGCCUCUUAACUCAAAUGAUGGUUUCCCGAUUUUGUAGUGAUUGGGGUGAGGGUAGAUCACUGAUCCUUGUAAUGACAUUGUACAGAAUAUUUAUUUUUCUUAAGAUGUAUAUUAACUGUAUUGGUUGUGUCUGCACGAGUCUUCUGAGAUACAGAAGGAUCCAGGGAAGUAUGUGCCUGUCUCCUGGAUGCUCAGCAGUGGGUUGUGAAUUGUGCAGAUGGCUGAGACCCAUGAGGGCCUGAGUCUGGGGCUGUGGUCCUGGGCCUCAUGCCCAACGCUGACCGGCAGGGCCCUGACCUGGGGGAGCCUGGUGUGGCCUGUACCACACUGCUUGGAAUCCUCUUCUAGCAGAAUAAUAAAUCAUGUUUGUCUACCUAUUUUAACUUUGUCAAUUUUGCAUCUUACUGAAAAAAAGUAGUGUCAAUGAUUUUGAUAAUUGUUUAUUGAAACCUCUCAAAGAUCAUUUUAUUUUAAAAAUAUUGCAUGUACAUUUUAGAAAAUUUUGAAAAUAAAGGUUUAUAAAAGAAUAAAACUGGUGUGUAACCCUGGCACCCAGAACAGCUGUGCUUGCCAGAAAGCACGUUGGAAUGGCCCCUGCAGACGCAGGGGAGAAGUGAAGAGGGUCAGGGAGCCCAAGCCCAGUCAUUUCUGCCUCCUGCUUCUUAGCAGAUGGAAAUGUGCAGUCCUGCAUAUUUGUAAAUAGUCUCUGCUUUCAGCACACAUCCUGUGCCAAACUGGUGCAGCCAGAACUAUGCUUAAUUGUCAGAUGAUAGUUUCCCUGUGUGUGAAUCAGGUGGAAGCUUUUCAUAAAACCAUCAACGGCAUAUAUAGUGUUCUCAUUUUACAACCAGAUCUUUUUUCACAAGAGUUUGUGGAAAUACGGUUUUUAUUGGUGACACGGUACCAUGCAGCUCAAAAGAAUCACUCUGUGAUCAACACCACCACACAGGUGCUUACAUCCAUCUGAUGAUGCUCUCCUCACAUCAAACAAGAAGCAAGUCAGAAAUCUGCAGGGACAUUCCCAGAGCAGUGGCGAGAGCGGUUGGUGGCAUCUUCCUCCCCUGAAGAUGGAUGCGUGAAGAGGCUGUGAGGGGGGGCGUUUCUCCUGAAAGCUUGCUGGUUGCUUUUAUUUCUGUUCUGUCUUACUUUUGGCAAAUUACCUAAUGUGUGUUUAUUUUUGG